Messenger RNA from Acanthisitta chloris (rifleman), 3119 nucleotides. RefSeq names its product triple functional domain protein-like. The annotation marks the transcript as partial. Lineage: Eukaryota; Metazoa; Chordata; Aves; Passeriformes; Acanthisittidae. The record is from RefSeq and is a predicted model, not a curated record. The transcript has 15 exons. Gene Ontology annotation, biological process: protein phosphorylation; axon guidance. Gene Ontology annotation, cellular component: cytoplasm. Gene Ontology annotation, molecular function: guanyl-nucleotide exchange factor activity; protein binding; ATP binding.
UUUACAACUCUCAGGAUCUAAAGCAACGCCUGGGCCACAGACUUCAGCUCACGGACUUGCUAAUAAAACCUGUGCAGAGAAUUAUGAAAUACCAGCUGUUACUAAAGGACUUCCUCAAAUAUUCUAAAAAAGCUAAUCUUGACACAACAGAACUAGAGAAAGCUGUAGAGGUCAUGUGUAUAGUACCAAAACGGUGUAAUGACAUGAUGAAUGUUGGCCGCCUGCAAGGAUUUGAUGGUAAAAUUGUAGCCCAGGGUAAGCUCCUGCUCCAGGACACAUUCUUGGUUACAGACCAGGAUGCGGGACUUCUGCCACGUUGCAAGGAGAGACGGGUCUUCCUGUUUGAGCAGAUUGUCAUUUUCAGUGAGCUGCUAGAUAAAAAGAAAGGUUUCUCCAUGCCCGGAUUCUUGUUUAAAAACAGUAUCAAGGUGAGUUGCCUUUCCCUGGAGGAAAAUGUGGACAGCGAUCCAUGUAAAUUUGCACUAACAUCAAGAACGGGCGAUGUCACGGAGACCUUUAUUUUGCAUUCUGCCAGUCCAGGAGUCCGCCAGUUAUGGAUCCAUGAAAUUAACCAAAUUUUGGAAAACCAGCGCAACUUUUUAAAUGCCUUGACGUCCCCAAUCGAGUACCAGAGGAACCACAGCAGUGGUGGAGGUGGCAGCGGGAGCAGCAGUGCUAACAGCAGUGGCCCCAGCAGCUGUAGUGGCAUCCCCAGCUCCAGCCGUAGCCGGCCAUCCCGGAUCCCCCAGCCUGUCAGACACCAUUCCCCAGUCCUGGUCUCCUCUGCAGCCUCGGCCCAAGCAGAGGCAGACAAGAUGUCAGGUAUGUCCAUUCACAAUCUCUCCCUGCCACACUACAACACCUCCUUAGAAACUGGCCUAAGCCAGCCAGACAGGCACCCUCCCAAUGCUGAGCCAGACGGUCCUCAGAGAGAAGCUGAGCAGAUUCCCAAGAUGAAAGUUAUUGAAAGUCCCAGGAAGACAGCGGGAAACAUUUCUGGCUCAUCUGAUGGAGCCCAGAAAGACUCACGUGGAAGCUCAGAGGACAGUCGAACAAGAAACAGCAUAGGAUCACUGACGCUCGGGAAGCCAAGGCCAGGAGCCAUCUCACCAAUGAACUCUCCUCUCUCCACGACUUUCCCUGCUCCUUUUGGCAAGGAAACCUUUCCACCCAGCAGCCCCCUGCAGAAGGGCUCCUUUUGGAGCUCCAUCCCAGCAUCCCCUGCCAGCCGCCCUGGCUCCUUCACUUUCCCUGGGGACAAUGACUCCCUCCAGCGGCAGGGCCACCGCCCCCCUCAGCAAGGACACAGACCGCAUGAGCACAUGCUCCUCGACCAGCGAGCAAGUGAAAGUAGCAGCAGUAGCAAUAUCUCCACCAUGCUGGUGACACACGAUUACACGGCAGUGAAGGAGGAUGAGAUAAAUGUCUACCAAGGAGAGGUCGUGCAGAUUCUAGCCAGCAACCAACAGAACAUGUUUUUGGUGUUCAGAGCCGCCACUGAUCAGUGCCCCGCAGCUGAGGGCUGGAUUCCCGGCUAUGUCUUGGGGCAUACCAGUGCAGUCAUCAUUGACAACCCUGAUGGAACCAUCAAGAAGUCAACGUCUUGGCACACAGCACUCCGUUUAAGGAAGAAAUCUGAGAAAAAAGAUAAAGACGGCAAAAGGGAAGGCAAGCUAGAAAAUGGUUACCGCAAAUCCCGAGAAGGACUUGCAAACAAGGUUUCUGUAAAGCUUCUCAACCCCAAUUACAUUUAUGAUGUUCCCCCCGAGUUUAUAAUUCCAUUGAGUGAGGUAACAUGUGAGACAGGAGAGACCAUCGUGCUUAAGUGUAAAGUCUGUGGUCGCCCCAAGGCUUCAGUUACUUGGAAAGGUCCUGAUCAUAACACACUGAGCAAUGACGGUCAUCACAGCAUUUCGUACAGGUACAGUAAUUUUGACUUAGGAGAGGCUUCGCUGAAAAUCAUUGGCGUCACUGCAGAAGACGAUGGUAUCUAUACGUGUAUAGCUGCAAACGAUAUGGGUUCAGUUUCAUCUUCCGCCAGUCUAAGAGUUUUAGGUCCUGGAAAUGAUGGGAUCAUGGUAAUCUGGAAAGACAACUUUGAGUCCCACUACAGUGAAGUGGCUGAGCUUGGCAGGGGCAGAUUUUCUGUCGUUAAAAAGUGCGACCAGAAGGGAACCAAGCGAGCAGUAGCCACUAAGUUUGUGAAUAAGAAGUUGAUGAAGCGAGACCAGGUUACCCAUGAACUUGGAGUCAUGCAGAAUCUCCAGCAUCCCCAGCUCAUUGGCCUUCUCGAUACCUUUGAGACCUCCACCAACUACAUACUAGUGUUAGAAAUGGCUGACCAGGGUCGCCUUCUAGACUACGUCGUGCGAUGGGGAAACCUCACAGAAGGGAAGAUCAGACUCUACCUGGGAGAGAUUCUGGAAGCUGUGCAGUAUCUUCACAACUGCAGAAUAGUGCAUUUGGACCUAAAGCCUGAAAAUAUUUUGGUGGACCAGAGUUCCACUAAGCCAACGAUAAAACUGGCUGACUUUGGAGACGCAGUCCAGCUCAAUACCACGUAUUAUAUCCACCAGUUACUUGGAAACCCAGAGUUUGCAGCUCCUGAAAUUAUUCUUGGAAAUCCUGUUUCCCUCACUUCAGAUGUUUGGAGCAUUGGAGUGCUCACAUAUGUCCUUCUUAGUGGCGUCUCUCCUUUCCUGGAUGAAAGUGUAGAGGAAACUUGCCUGAAUAUUUGCCGCUUAGACUUUAGUUUCCCAGAUGACUACUUCAAAGGAGUUAGCCAGAAGGCCAAAGAUUUUGUAUGCUUCCUACUUCAGGAUGACCCAGCUAAGCGUCCCUCAGCUGCACUGGCCCUCCAGGAGCAAUGGCUGCAGCUGGGGAAUAGCAAAAGUGCUGACAGCAUUGACAUAUCCAGACUGACUUCGUUCAUUGAGCGGCGAAAACACCAGAAUGAUGUUCGACCCAUCCGUAGCAUUAAAAACUUCUUACAGAACAGGCUCUUGCCAAGAGUUUGACCUUGCUUGAAGUUCUCUCUCAUUCUCUUUCACCUGCCAAUCAAUCAGACUGGAGAUGGACUCCUCCUGCCAAUCAAUCAGACUGGAGAUAGACUCCUCCUG